This is a messenger RNA of Prinia subflava (tawny-flanked prinia), 1981 nucleotides long. RefSeq names its product electroneutral sodium bicarbonate exchanger 1-like. The transcript is spliced from 5 exons. Gene Ontology annotation, biological process: regulation of intracellular pH; monoatomic anion transport; bicarbonate transport. Gene Ontology annotation, cellular component: plasma membrane. Gene Ontology annotation, molecular function: sodium:bicarbonate symporter activity; solute:inorganic anion antiporter activity. Bases 25 to 495 code for a protein of 156 amino acids. NCBI's taxonomy places the organism in Eukaryota, Metazoa, Chordata, Aves, Passeriformes, Cisticolidae. The record is from RefSeq and is a predicted model, not a curated record.
UUCGACCGCCUGAAGCUGUUCUGGAUGCCGGCCAAGCACCAGCCGGAUUUCAUCUACCUGCGCCACGUGCCCCUGCGCAAGGUGCACCUCUUCACCCUCAUCCAGCUGCUCUGCCUCGUGCUGCUCUGGGCCAUCAAGGCCUCCCGCGCUGCCAUCAUCUUCCCCAUGAUGGUUUUGGCUCUCGUUUUCGUCCGGAAGGUGAUGGAUUUCUGCUUCUCCAAGCGGGAGCUCAGCUUCCUGGAUGACCUCAUGCCAGAAAGCAAGAAGAAGAAGUUGGACGAUGCCAAAAAUGAAGCCAAAGAAGAGGAGGAGUCCCAGAAAAUGAUGGAAGCAGCUGCUGCGAAUUCUGUUCAGCUGAAGCUGGGCAAGACCAGCAGGGUGGACACCCCAAAGCCCAGCAGUGACAGGGCUGAUCCUUCCGAGAUCAACAUUUCGGACGAGAUGUCCAAGACCACGGUGUGGAAGGCUCUGACCAUGAACACAGAAACGCUCUGAAUCUGGGAGGAGAGAGGCGCCUCGACGCCGCUGUCGAGGAGCAGGAGCGUGACUCAGGGAUGUGCCAAGGCAGACACGGAGGAGCGGCUCGUUUCCCACCCGAGGGGUCCCAUAAAGCCAUGCAGAGUUUCCCGUUCCCCGGGGGUGCUGCCCCCCGGGGGAUCCGUGUUGUCCAGCCUCGUGUGUCCGUGUGUGUGUGUGUGUCGUGCAGUGGUGGAGGCUCCGCUACCGCUUCCCAUCAGUUCUAUUUUUUUAAUCUCGAAUUCCUCCUCUCCUUCCUCCUUUUUCUUUUUUCCUUUUUUUUUCUUUUUUCUUUUUUUUUCAAAUAUAAACUCUGAAUGUACAAAACCAUUCCCUGCUCUAUCUGGCGCCUUCUCCUUCCUCGCAGUCGGGGUUUUGGUCUGGUUUGGGAUCCUCCUCUGAGUAACUUCUGUCUCUUACUGGUACAAGGGGGAUGCUCUCCAUGGUGGGACAGCGUUGGGAGCAUCUCGUAAAUUGGGAUGAAGCACCCCGGAGCACUCGGGAUGAGACAGAGGAGAAGCAUUUGCUCCCCAUGCUCCCUUUCCCCAUCUUUUCUGAGGGUUCUUUCUGGCCUGAACGUGGCAAAAUCCAGAAAUGUCCCUCUUCAGUCAGCUCUAAAAUGACCACAAGGGAAGCUUAAAAAUAAAAUCCCUGGAUUUUGGCAGCGUGAGCAGCCAGGUGAGAGGUGGAGCUCUGCACCCUGCCCUUGUUCCUCCCCUUCCUGUCACCUCCAUGGACUCUGGUUUCUCUUUCACCCCUGUAAAGCUUCUUCUGAGGGAAUUGGGAAUUGGGAAGUGCCUUUUCCUGCUCCUUUUCCCUGCUGCUUUGCAGGGAGAGGCUGGGAAGCGGCGAAGGCCCUGGAGCUCUCCCCGCAUUUUGGGGGCUCGGGGGGCUCCAGCGUCCCCCUGGAACGUGUGGCUGAGUCUGGGAGUGCUGGAGCUGGGAAGGGAGGGCAUUCCUGAGGGAAAGGCGCUCCCACAGCCCUCGGGAGGUUUGGGACUCGCUCCAGCCUCUGGGAAUCUGUGGCUGGGACAGGGGCAUGACCUGGCACUGCUGCCAUCAGCUCAUCCCACCCAUCCAGGAGCCUUCUCCUGAUCCAGGAGCCUUCUCCUGAUCCAGGAGCCUUUUCCUGCCUGGAACCUCCUCAAAAGGACAAUGACUGAGGAGAAGAAGAUUCGGAAUUGCUCUGUAAGGGUGGAAGUGGCACCUCCCCAGGCAGGGCAAAGCUCCAUCGGGUUUGAGGGAUGGGGAUUUGCAAAGUGGAGUUUGGCAGGUGCCAGGCUGGGAUGGGCAGAGGCAGAGCAGGGAAAGCUGCCCUGGGCCUUCGGGAAGGAGAGGAGGCUGAAAAACCAGAGCAAGUUCUGGAGAAAGGGAACGUUGGGAUCAGUGGGAUCCUACGCUUGGACAAAUUUGGUUUUCCUGUUUUCUUUUCCUCUCUGGAAGCAGAGAGACAGGGCUGGACUCA